AUGUUUCCAACAAUUAAAACUUACACCGAUAUUCAUGAUUGUUUAUUCUCAAUUAUUGGAGGUAAUAUGGAUGAUGAGUUAUCUUCAAGAACCAAUGAUGAGUUUACAAUCAAGAAGGAACAAGGCUUUAUUUUCAUCAAAUAUAAAUCAGCCACAAGAAAUACAUUUCCAGAUCCGGAGAAGGCUCGAGAUGAGCAUGAGCGAUUAAUCAGUAAAUUACGAAGAGAAUGUAGAGGAAUUAUAUUUGAAGAGGAAACCAAAGCGAUUGUUUGUAGAAAAUUCCACAAGUUUUUUAAUAUCAAUGAACGAGAGGAAACCAAUAUUGAGAAGAUUAAUUGGAAACGUGGAUUCCGAGUGUUGGAGAAAAUGGACGGCUCUUUGGUAUCUCCAGUUCUAGUGAAGAAUAGAUCAUCAGAAGAGCAGCAUGGAAUUAAAUUUACUACAAUGCUGGGAUUUACUGAAAUAGCUCAAUUUGUCGAUGAUUAUGUUUUUUCUGAAAUGAAAGAAAGACAACGAAGAAAUUAUCUUUCAUUUUGCAAUUAUUGUAUUGAGAAGAAAUGGACACCCUUGUUUGAAUUUUGUUCGCCCAAGCAAACAAUUGUUCUGGAAUACACUGAAAGUACUUUAACAUUACUCGCUAUUAGAAAGAAUGAAAGCGGAGAAUAUAUGGAGUUCAAUGAAAUGGUAAAGCUAGUCAAACAUAAUUUCUCAAAUGACAUUCCAAUUGUGAAAGUUUGGAAAGAAUAUCCACAAGGACUAAAUGGAGAUGCAAAAGGCCUUUUGAAAGAAAUUUACUCGCAAAAACAAGUCGAAGGUUAUGUCAUUCGAUUUAAUGAUGGAGACAUGUACAAGGUGAACACUCAUUGGUAUAAUAGCCUUCAUGGUGUAGAGACCAGUGGAAAGUCUGUUCGUGAUAGACAUAUCAUUCUUGGAAUUUUAGAUAACACUGUUGACGAUUUGAUUGCUUGUACAUUUUUUGCAGAAGAUGGUAAGCGAAAUGCUGCCCAGUUUUUCAGAGAUGAAGUGGAACGAAAAUUAGAAAAACAAUUUUCAGUAAUGAAAAAAGAACUACAAAACGAUUGCUCGCCCGAUUCAGUGACGGGCCAAUUUUUAAAUUUUCUGAAAGACCAACCAUUACAUUCAUCGUCAGAGGUAGGAACAACUGAAGGAAGAGAAAUGUUUUAUACAUUUCUCAAAGAUAGGUUUAAGCUUAAUUCAAGAGAAUUUGAUAAGCACAGAAAAUUAUUCUACAAAUGGCUUAACAUUGACUUGUCUGGCAUUAAACCCUUCUUUUUCACAGAGCAUGGCAUUUUGACGGAUCCAAAGGCUGAAAAAUCGGAUACUAGCAAGAGCAACGAUCGGCAGACCCCAAAGACAUCUCAUUCCAAAAAGAAGAAAUGA
Messenger RNA from Naegleria fowleri, 1401 nucleotides. RefSeq lists its product as uncharacterized. The transcript has a single exon. NCBI's taxonomy places the organism in Eukaryota, Heterolobosea, Eutetramitea, Acrasida, Naegleriidae. The coding region runs from base 1 to 1401 and encodes 466 amino acids. The record is from RefSeq and is a predicted model, not a curated record.